GUCACCGUCGUUUAAAAGAAUUUAAUUCGCUCGAUUAAAAAUUGAUUCGCCUAUAGGUGUAAAAUUAUCCCUACUUUAUUACACGGGUUUAGUCCUUUUGUUUUAAUGAAAAAAAUCAACAAUAAUGCGAUCGAAACUUAUCAGUAAAAAGUAAACAAAUAAUCCUUAUCUUCGAACACUAAAACACCGUGUUUGUGUAGCAAAUAGUUUAUUAAAAAAAACAAUUUAAUUUUAGAUUAAAAAUUAAUUACAAAGUGAUUGGUUCAGUGAGCGAUUAUUUCAUUCUAAAUGUAGGUUUCCUACAAAAUUGAUGACGGGAAGAUCGAAACCGAAACCAUUUCUGGUACUGCCUCUAUCGCAAAGCGAACUACCGGCGAGGUUCUCCCCGGAAAUAUUCGAAAUGCCGACGAAACGCCCCGGAUUGCGCUUGUUCGCCAAAUCCUCGAAAAAGCCGGUCGAAAACAACCGGCCUUUAACAGCCACACUCGACAAGCCGGUCGUGCUGAACGUCCGAUUAAUCGGAAAAAUAGACAUGAGUAAGAUACGCAAGGAAUUCCUGAAUAUAUCGAAUUUGUGCCGGUUACCUCUCACUAUAUCGAAACUGAAAAACAUCACCUUGAGCAGGCCCCUCAGUCUUCCGCCGGCCGCCAUGGAGAAAAAGAAGAUUCUCGCGAAUGACGAAAGCAAUCAUUGCGCUAGAAAUGUCAAAGUGACGGGCCGGAAUGCUUCGAAGCUGGGAAAGAAUGAAAUAAAAACCCCCAACGGCUGUGAUAAUAACAAUAAUCAAAGCAAACAUAUUAGAACGCCUCACAAACAACCAUCAGGUAUUAUCGGGACGCCUAGCGACGCGAAAUCGCCAUCGACCAAACUACCGCAACCUUGCAAUACCUGCGGAAGGCCCGAUCAACCGGAGAGGCUCCACAGCCAUCCAGCCACGCCGAGCGGUAACGACAAAUCGCCCAAAUUAAAAGUGAAAAGCUCGGUGCAAAAGCCGAUCGCCAUCAAAUACAAAUCGAAAGCGAACAAAUCGGAGAAUAUCGCCGAAGAUAUCGCCAUGUCGAAGUUGGACGAUUGUCGUGCGAAAUACAAACAGAAAGUAAGUAACGUUAAUCGAGAAUGCAAAGCCGGUUCCCGAAAAAUCACCUUAACCUGUUACAUAUGCGGAAGGGAAUAUGGGACGCAAUCUUUGCCCUUGCACGAACCCAAAUGCCUCGAGAAAUGGGAGAGGGAGAACGCCCUGUUGCCGAAGCAUUUGCAACUGAAACCUCCUAAAAAACCCACUGUAGAUUCCAGAAAUACAGAAGAAUGGAAUUUAGCCGCUUGGGAAGCGGCCCAAAGCAAUUUAGUACCGUGCCCGAACUGCGGAAGGACAUUUUACCCGGACAGGCUGGUCGUGCAUCAGAGAGGCUGCAAAGUCAAACCCAAAAAGCCUUCUGUAGACGAUAUCAUCAAUUAUUCCAUACAAGCAACGGCCGAAAUCCGAGCGGAUCCCGUUUUAAACCAGCCCACAGUCAACGGGCAUUUGCCGUUCCAAACUUGGCAGUGUUACAUCUGCAAGAAGAAAUUCUCCGGCAACACCAUCAGAGAACACGAGAAAACCUGCCUGAAGCAUUGGCAAAUGGAGAACCAAACAGAAGCGGGCCCUUCACUAAAAAAAGAAAAACCCCAACCGAAAAGAAUCGUAUAUUCGGCGGAGAAUAGGGAGCAAAUAAAACCGGAGAGACCGGUCUCCCCCAAGAAACCGCCCCUAUUUCCGUGCUACCUUUGCGGGAAACUGUUCGGCGUGAAUUCCAUCUACAUUCACGAGCCGCAGUGCUUGAAAAAGUGGCACGUCGAGAACGACAAGCUGCCCCCCGGCAAGAGGCGACAGGUGCCCCAAAAGCCCGACAUCAAAUUCACCGCUAGCGGUGAUGUUGAUUUUAAGGGAACGUUUCACAGGAUUUGGGAUAAUCAUUUAGCCGAAUUAAUUCAGUGUCAAAAAUGCCAAAGAAAGUUUUUUCCUAAUCGCAUUGAAGCGCACGUGAAAUCGUGCAAAUGUAUUCCUGUAAAAUUGAGCAAAAGUGCUGUCUGAUAUUUAGAUAAGUUUGUAUUUUAUUUUUUUUUCUAAUAAAUCUAUUGUAA
Messenger RNA from Phyllotreta striolata, 2121 nucleotides. NCBI's taxonomy places the organism in Eukaryota, Metazoa, Arthropoda, Insecta, Coleoptera, Chrysomelidae. The record is from the annotation of a GenBank genome assembly.